Coccomyxa subellipsoidea C-169 is the source of this 2431-nucleotide messenger RNA. RefSeq names its product flagellar associated protein. Bases 1 to 1749 code for a protein of 582 amino acids. The transcript is spliced from 13 exons. The record is from RefSeq and is a predicted model, not a curated record. Gene Ontology annotation, molecular function: ATP hydrolysis activity; ATP binding. NCBI's taxonomy places the organism in Eukaryota, Viridiplantae, Chlorophyta, Trebouxiophyceae, Coccomyxaceae.
AUGGUCAGUGAAGCCGCGAAAAAGCGCUUGGCUGCUAAGAAGGCAGCUAAAGACACCAAGCUUGGGGGCAGCGCCAGGCCAAGUCCUGCUAUAACUCCAAGCCAGAGGGCCGUCACAGGCGUCUUGACAUCGCGGCCGACAUCCAGGGAUAUCAAAAUUGACGGCUUCAGUCUGAGCCUCAAUGGAAUCGAGCUCAUACAGGACUGCUCCAUAGAGCUGACCAUCGGGCGCAGAUAUGGCCUCAUCGGCACCAACGGCAGCGGCAAGACCAACUUCCUGCAGUGUCUUGCCAACAGAGAGGUGCCGAUCCCAGACCACAUGGAUCUGUACCAUCUGCACCAGGAGGCGGAGCCCAGCGACAGGACAGCGCUGCAGGCGGUUGUGGACCACAUCGAGGCUGAGGUAGCACGGCUGAACGCACUGGAAGAGCACAUCAUGUGCGAGUUUGGGCCGGAGGACGAGCGCCUGCAGGAAAUCUAUGACAGACUAGAGGAGCUGGAUCCGACCACCUUUGAAACGGAUGCGAUCAAGCUGCUGACUGGCUUGGGCUUCGGCCCCAAGAUGAUGGCCAAGCCCACAAAGGACAUGUCAGGAGGGUGGCGGAUGCGAGUGGCGUUGGCGCGGGCGCUCUUUGCUGCGCCCACGCUGCUGCUGCUGGACGAGCCCACCAACCAUCUGGACCUGGAGGCCUGUGUGUGGCUUGAGGAGUACCUCAAGCACUACAAGAAGUGCCUUGUCCUCGUCAGUCACUCCCAGGAUUUCCUGAACGGCGUGUGCACGCACAUGAUCUGGCUGACAGAGAAGCAGCUCACAUACUACUCAGGAAAUUACGACACCUUCCAGAAGACGGUGAAGGAGAAUGAGGUCAUCCAGCAGAAGAAGUAUGAGAAGGAGCAGGACGACAUCAAGCACAUCAAGGAGUUCAUCGCCAGCUGUGGAACGUACGCAAACCUGGUGCGGCAGGCGAAGUCGAAGCAGAAGAUUCUGGACAAGAUGGAGGCGGUGGGUCUGACAAAGCCGGUGGUGCACACACGCAGCUUCACCUUCACCUUCCCCGACUGCGACAAGCUGCCGCCCCCAGUGCUGCCCUUCAUUGACGUCAGCUUCGCCUACUCUGGGAAGGAGGAGGACAUGCUCUACAGGAACCUGGAGUUUGGCAUCGACUGCGAUUCGCGCGUGGCCCUCGUGGGACCCAACGGAGCAGGCAAGAGCACGCUGCUGAAGCUGAUGUGCGGGGACCUCAACCCGACGCGCGGAGACGUGAAGCGCCACUCCCACCUCAGCAUUGGGCGCUACCACCAGCACUCCGUCGACAUCCUCGACGACUCCAUGGCGGUGCUGGACUUCUUCCGGUCAACGUACCCCAACAACAUGACCUUCACGCGCGAGGUCGAUGAGUGGCGCGCCUACCUCGGCCGUUUCGGCAUCUCCGGCCGCCUCCAGACGACGAAGAUUGGCGAGUUGAGCGAGGGGCAGAAGUCGCGGCUGGUCUUUGGCAUGAUCUGCAUGCAGCGCCCCAACCUGCUGCUGCUGGACGAGCCGACCAAUCACUUGGACCUGGAGUCCAUCGACGCACUGGCUGACGCCAUCAAGCAGUACAAGGGCGGUCUCGUCCUCGUGUCCCACGACUUCCGACUCAUCGACCAGGUGGCGGAGGAGAUCUGGGUGUGUGACAAGGGCACCAUCAAGCCCUGGAAGAAGGACAUCCGCGAGUACAAGGCCAAGCUGCGGCGCACCAUGAAGCUCUGAGGCGCCUUUGCUGUUCCGCUCUGAGUCUGCGAAGCCAGCUCCUUGGCACAUCUCCGCAGGGCUCCACAUAGGCGCCCUGUGAAGAUAGUUCAUCGAAAAGCCGCUGAGAGAAUGCUCGGCUUCCCAGCAAGCAUGCCAUUCAAGACCAUGGCUGGUGUCUUCAUGACAGCUUUCGCGCACAGCCUUUUGGGCUGCACAGCAGCGUGCUUGAUUUAUUCAGACAUAGGUCUGCAUAGUUUUUGGAUUUGCGGCAUCAACAAGACCUGUGUAGUGAGCUAAAAAGAAAGCAAGCAGCUUGGCCUCCACUUUCCUGAUUCAGUCAUCACUGUUGGUCCUGGGAAUGUGGCCCUGAGGGAGACAUGCUGUUUAUUGACCAUCCCUUAACUACUAGAAACUCAGUUUGUAGCUGCGAUGUCUAUUCAGGGGGCACAUCAAUGCAUGUCCUACUCUUGGGACAUUGUGCUUUCGGCCUUCGAUCUGGGCCCCGCGUAGUCUUUGAGGUCAUUGAGCAGAGAAGAAUCCCAGUCAUCAAAUGGAAUGGUUAUAGGAUCUUUCAGACAAAAUUUAGGGGUAAAAACGGGGCCCUUGAUCAUUUGAAUGCAAAGUAGAUGUUGUACUGCACCUACGUGUCAGGCUAUCGAUACGUCAAUAUAUAUCUUGCAAGUGUAAAAUCAUAGAAAAU